Mobula hypostoma (lesser devil ray) is the source of this 1475-nucleotide messenger RNA. Its product is annotated as protein tyrosine phosphatase type IVA 2-like. Gene Ontology annotation, biological process: protein dephosphorylation. The record is from RefSeq and is a predicted model, not a curated record. Gene Ontology annotation, molecular function: protein tyrosine phosphatase activity. The coding region runs from base 588 to 1094 and encodes 168 amino acids. Lineage: Eukaryota; Metazoa; Chordata; Chondrichthyes; Myliobatiformes; Myliobatidae. Gene Ontology annotation, cellular component: cytoplasm; nucleus. The transcript is spliced from 6 exons.
UCUGGGUAAGUCGUGAACUUUCGGAGAUUUGGAGCCGCCAGUCGCCCUGAAACCGUGUGACGCUGCGUACGAGGCGGUCUGUGUCGGAAUCGCUGCUCGGAACCGCACGGCUUUCAGUAGUUUUCAAUGAACGGGCUGGUCGCUCAAUUCAGCGGUAUUUCCGGUUGCUCAUUUAUGGAGUUUCUGAAGGGCAGCAGUGAUUAUUGCCAGGCACAGCACGGCCUCCUCGCUGACAAGUGAACUUGGGUCUCUUUCCUACCAUUCCAUUGGGAAACGACUUUAAACGGAAAAUUGGCAUCAACAAACUGGGAUUCCUCUGGAUACUGGAUUUAAAAAUUGGAUAAUUUGUGAGAAGAAGAGGGCAAUUGUUCUUUCAGUGACCUUGUCUGGAUGGGGUAAAUCUACUGGUGUUUUGUGCACUUGGAUGCUUUAAGUAGCACCAUUGCACAAGGACACCAACUUUAUAUCCUGCGUUCUAUAUCCAGCUGUCAGUGGAGGUUUAAAAGCACAAGUACCAACGGUGAAAUCAAACACAGUUCUGCUUCGUCUCCCCAUUUUUGAAACUUGAAUUAAGUAUUGCAGCCACAAUGAACCGCCCAGCCCCAGUAGAAAUACGCUCCGAGAGUAUGAGAUUUCUCAUCACACACAACCCAACUGAUGCUACUCUCAACAAGUUCACAGAGGAGCUCAAGAAGUAUGGUGUUACCACGCUGGUUCGAGUUUGUGAAGCAACCUAUGACAAAGCUCCUGUUGAAAAAGAAGGCAUCAGGGUUUUGGAUUGGCCUUUCGAUGAUGGUGCUCCACCUCCUACCCAGAUUGUGGAUGAUUGGUUAAAUCUGUUGAGAGAGAGAUUUCAUAAUGAUCCUGGAUGCUGCAUUGCUGUGCACUGUGUGGCAGGACUGGGACGAGCUCCAGUUCUUGUUGCACUAGCGUUGAUUGAAUCAGGAAUGAAGUAUGAAGAUGCAGUUCAAUUUAUCCGGCAGAAAAGACGUGGAGCUUUUAAUUCAAAGCAACUACUUUACCUCGAGAAAUAUCGGCCAAAAUUACGUUUGCGCUUCAGGGCGCCUAAUAGUACCAGCUGCUGCAUCCAGUAGCAUUCUAAGACCAGACUGUAGACAUCCUGGUGACACGAACACACAAUUGAGAUGUAUCCACGCUGUGGUGAAGUCAAGAUCGUCAAUCUUGGAGUGAAUUUUUUAAAAAAGAAAUCUGUCUUUUGUGGUGAAGGAAUUGUGUAUGUUUCAUAUUAUGAUUGAUCUUAUCAGGGAGGUUCAAGGAGUCUAUAGAAAGGAAUCCGUUACCUCUGUGAACAGGAGGUUAAGAUUAUGUCUGUGCAAAGCCCCGCACUCUGUCACCUCACUUUGUAAACCUCACUUGUAUUGCACAAUAACUUGAUGAGGAUAUGGUUUGAUGCAAUAGUUUAUCCUUCUGAUUGCUACAGGUAGGCAAAAUAAAGGUGGAAUCUGGCACUGUAA